This is a messenger RNA of Perca flavescens (yellow perch), 1847 nucleotides long. It is a transcript of the gene ccl20b, whose product is annotated as chemokine (C-C motif) ligand 20b. The transcript is spliced from 5 exons. Gene Ontology annotation, biological process: immune response. The record is from RefSeq and is a predicted model, not a curated record. The coding region runs from base 1168 to 1494 and encodes 108 amino acids. Lineage: Eukaryota; Metazoa; Chordata; Actinopteri; Perciformes; Percidae. Gene Ontology annotation, molecular function: chemokine activity. Gene Ontology annotation, cellular component: extracellular region.
CAUUUUCUGAACUUACCAGACUGUUGUAACUGUUCUAUUAUUUGCCUUUACCCACUUAAUCAUUAUAUCCAGAUUACUGAUUAUCCCACAUCAGCCAAACGGUGUGUACAUCUAACAAGAGAGUCAAGUGACUUUCUAUUCAACAAAAUGCCUCUGUUUGUCUUUCCGAACUCUCUAAACUAUGCACUCCUGUGACGCAUUUGCUCACUUUUUAAACAAUCUUAUCACUUCCCAUUCACAUGUGGAGUGUGACAUUUUACAGUCCUACAGUCAGAUUUUCCACACAGGAGUCAUCUACACUAACAUUGCAUGUUGGGGUUAUCUUAACCUUAGGUAUCAUUGUGUCUCUUUUACACUAUUUAUCUGGGAAAGAGAAACUAAUCUAAACUCCCAAACACACACAAAAGCGAAAUUCCUUUCGCGUUGCUGCAAGGCAGGAAGUUAUUCAAUAACUUAUCAGGGGAAGUAAGGAGGAAAAAAUGUACUCCUGCAGCUUAACUUCAUUGUUGCUUUUUUUAUUGCUACUGAUAAAUUAUUGACCCAAGUGAAAUAUGUUUUCAUGUCUGACAAUUUACAUCAUAUGCAGAUCCUUGCCACAGUGUUCAGUGUUUAAAACAUGUGAAAUUUCUUUAAGCUCUGGUUACUGUACCAAGGUUAUUUUUGUAUUCUUUUGAAAACAGCAUUUUUUAAAUAAUCUGUCACUUUAAUUGUAAUGAAGUAUUUUUUAUCUGUGCGUGUGUUUUUGGGCUGUAGCUGCGGUCGAGUUUAACUUGUCUACGUGUCUGGGUUGGCUGCCUUGGUGAUGUUUUAUUCUGCUGUUAAAGAGGUUUAUUGUUAUUAAUAAUUGCUGCACUUUUUUUUGUCCGUUUUUUUGCAUUAAUAGUCUAAGUUGUGUCCUGUGUUCUAUUCUAUAUUCUGGCCACGUGGACAAGCUAGAGGACGCAGGCGUAUCGUUGCUCUAUCAACUGGCUCUUUUCCAAAUUCAAACAAUGGCACAUGGCAUUGCAUAAUCCUGUUGAAUAGGGGAAAAUCCCAGAGCUGCCCUACUUAAGGAAAGCAAAGCGCUGUCUCUGUCACACAUACCUUCAGGCUCUACAGCACCUACUACUAAGCUACUACAGCAACACUCUGAGACCGGCCGAGUCAGCACUUCAGCUACAAGAAACCAUGGCAAGCAGCAAAGUGUUUCUCCUGUGCUCCCUCGUCAUCCUCACCACCUUCAUCGACAGCACACAGUCAGCAAGCUGUUGCCUGAUGUACGGCAGACGUCCGUUGCCAUGCAAACGGCUGCUGGGCUACACCAUCCAGACCAUCAAAAACUCCUGCGACAUCAACGCCGUUAUAUUCCACAUUCCAGGGAGGUUUGUGUGUGCCGACCCUUCAGCCAACUGGACUCAGAGAUUGAUGAAGUGUUUUGAUCAAAGGAGGAUGCAGAACAGUCAGAUCCUCGCAAGCAGAGCCCCAGGCAACACCACAUCUCCACACAGCAGUUAAUAUCUGCAGCCCAUGACUCUAAUCUUAAUGCAUUCCCACACCCAAGAACCCUGAUAGGGACUAUGAAGUAAUUUCCUGUUAAAUUAUUCUAUUAUAUCUGAUCAUAUUUGUUCUGUUUUAUAAACAGGGGAGUGUAGUAUUCUUAAUACAUAGUAAACUGUACGCUGUAGAGGCAGAGCAUCAACCAGAUGUAAUGAAAACAUUGUUUUUGAGAAGAAUGUAUAUACUUUUGUAAAGUUUGUGUUGAUAAGCUCUGAAAUUUUGAAGCCAGAGAAAAGCGGUAUGAAAGUGGGAGGUUUUCAUUGUAAUUUAUUGUCAAAGAAUUUAUUAAAACAGAGAUGUUAAUAAUAAGA